AUGUUGCACGAACUCUCUCGGCGAAAGGACCAGCCACUUGGCCACAGGCCAGCAGCGGCGUCUUGGGUGCCGCCGCCGCACAGCGGGUACCACUUCGACGGCAGCAACAGGCGCUUUUUUGAGGGCUGGUAUUGGAAGGUCACCCUGCCUGACAACGGCCAGAGCUUUGCGCUGAUUUAUUCGGUGGAGGACCCCGGCAACAGCGGCAGCGGUGUGCGCGGCGUAGGCGCCCAGGUGAUGGGCGCCGACGAUGGAUACAUCUGCCAGUUCAGCCGCGACACCUCCCACUUUUGGGGCGCCCGCAACGGCCUGGAGCUGGGGGCAUGCUUCAAGCCCGCGCCUGCGGUGCAGCGGCAGGCGGUGCCGCGGAGGGUCGCGUCCCAGGCUGAGUUUGAUGCAUCUGUCGAGCUCGGCUUUCAAGCCAGCGCCACCUGGCAGCAGGGCGCCAUCAUCGCCUCCGAGGCCGGUGCCGCCGGAGCCCCCAUGUCCACGGUCCAGAACUGCUCUUGGGCGUUCAAGAUCAACCCCCUCACCGGCUGGGGCGACGCGGCCGGCGGCGCAGUGAAGAGCGGCAAGGCGACGGCCGGUUGGCUGAGCGUGCUCAGCGUGUUCGAGCCGCACUGGCAGGUGCUGAUGUCACACGGCACCGCCGACGGCUGGGUGCAGUGGGGCGACACCCGCUACGAGCUCAAGGGGGCGCAAGCGUACGCCGAGAAGAACUGGGGCGGUGGCUUCCCCUCCAAAUGGAUUUGGGUGCAGUGCAACACCUUUGACGGCAUGCCCGGCCUGAGCGUAACUGCCGUCGGCGCGCGGCGCGGGUUGCUCGGGGUCCCCGGCCUGGAGGAGGACGUGGGUAUGAUCGGGGUGCACCUGCCCAGCGGCAGGUUUCUGGAGCUGACGCCCUGGACUGGGGAGGUGGACUGGAGCGCGGACGAGUGGGGGCGGUGGCAGCUGAGAGCGCGGGGGCAGGGGCACGAGGCGGUGGUGGAGGCCACGUGCGCGCCAACGGCGGGGACGGUGCUCAGGGCGCCGACCGCGACGUCGGGCCUGGCGCCCCACUGCAAGGACACGUUCUUCGGCAGCUGCAGGCUGCGCGUGUGGCAGGUCGACAGCGCGGGCCGCCGCAGCGCGUCGCCGCUCGUGGACGCCACCAGCACCACUGCAGCGCUUGAGGUCGGCGGUGGGCCCUGGUGGACCGCUUGGUCAGCGCGCGCAGACAUGAAGGAGCCCUUCAGGUCGCUGGUGCAGCUGCCCAUCGACGUCGGCGCCAUCGCGCAGGCCGCGCCGCAGCCGCUGAAGCCGCCGGGGCUGUGA
Monoraphidium neglectum is the source of this 1314-nucleotide messenger RNA. RefSeq lists its product as hypothetical. The coding region runs from base 1 to 1314 and encodes 437 amino acids. The transcript is spliced from 9 exons. Gene Ontology annotation, molecular function: tocopherol cyclase activity. The record is from RefSeq and is a predicted model, not a curated record. NCBI's taxonomy places the organism in Eukaryota, Viridiplantae, Chlorophyta, Chlorophyceae, Sphaeropleales, Selenastraceae.